Racocetra persica is the source of this 2421-nucleotide messenger RNA. The record is from the annotation of a GenBank genome assembly. NCBI's taxonomy places the organism in Eukaryota, Fungi, Glomeromycota, Glomeromycetes, Diversisporales, Gigasporaceae.
UUUAUUCAACUGUUCAGUAAACUUAACAUGACUUCGAACGCAAAAGAACUUCGACUUCAAGAUGAAUUGUUCAAUGAACGCGCUCGAUUUCUUAAAGAAUUCCUGGAAGCAAACGACAAAGAUUACGAAAUUAAAUAUAAAAGCGAGUUAUUACGUUUAUUACGAAAUGGCGAAAAACGACUAAUCGUCAGUUUAAAUGAUUUACGUCAUUAUCACAAUUCUCCUAACGAGUGGAUACUCGCGUUUGAAAAGGCUAUCAAAGAUGUCGCUCUAAGCAUAAAUGAUCCUAUAAUUAACAAGAUCGAAGACUUACAUAUAUAUGUUGGAUUUACGGGAAAUUUUCGUUAUCAUGUUAAUCCGGGAACAUUAAGAUCUAUACAUCUAGGAAAAUUGAUUUGUAUAGAGGGGAUAGUUUCGCGAUGUUCCCUCGUUCGGUUAAAGUUAUCAAAAAGUGUUCAUUUUUGUGAAAAAACUGGAGUCUUUUAUUACAAAGAAUAUCAAGAUUCUACAACUAUUGGAAAUUACUUACCAACUGCAUCAGGAUAUCCCACAGAAGAUGAGAAUGGUAAUCCACUGACGACUGAAUUUGGCUAUUCAAUAUAUAAAGAUCAUCAAACUAUAUAUCUUCAAGAAAUGCCUGAAAAAGCUCAGACUGGUCAAUUGCUUAGAUCAGUUGAUAUUAUAUUGGAUGAUGAUUUGGUCGACAAAGUGAAGCCUGGCGAUCGUAUACAAUUAGCGGGUUGCUACAAAGCUAUUGGCAAGCCAAAUCAAGCCACGACUUCAGCAACCUUUAAGACCGUCAUUAUUGCUACAAAUAUCACCAUUUUGUCGGGGGAUAUCGGUAGAAAAAUAGUCACACAAGAAGAUAUUAAAAAUAUAAAAAAAGUUUCGAAAACUAAAGAUGUAUUUGAACUAUUAGCGAGAUCUUUAGCACCAUCAAUUUACGGUCAUGAAAUUAUAAAAAAAGCAAUUUUACUUAUGUUAUUAGGCGGCAAAGAGCAAAAUUUGUCUAGUGGAACUCAUAUUCGAGGAGAUAUUAACAUUUUGAUGGUUGGAGAUCCAUCCACGGCAAAAUCUCAGCUUCUUCGACGUGUACUUAAUAUUGCACCUCUAGCCAUUGCGACUACAGGUCGUGGGUCAUCAGGUGUCGGUUUGACAGCUGCAGUUUCGCGGGAUAAAGAAACCGGUGAAAGAUGUCUUGACGCCGGUGCGAUGGUUCUUGGUGACCGCGGUGUCGUGUGCAUUGAUGAAUUUGACAAAAUGACUGACACUGAUCGUGUUGCAAUUCAUGAAGUAAUGGAACAACAAACUGUAACCAUCUCCAAAGCUGGCAUCCAUACAUCCCUAAAUGCCCGGUGUAGUGUAAUAGCUGCGGCUAAUCCUGUUUAUGGACAGUAUGAUGUUCAUAAAGAUCCUGCGCAUAAUAUCGCUCUUCCGGAUUCGUUGUUAUCUCGUUUCGAUCUGGUUUUUGUUGUUACAGAUGAAAUAAAUGAUAUUCGAGAUCGUAAAAUUUCACAACAUGUUUUGCGCUUACAUCAAUAUCGCCCACGAAAUCUCGAAGAAGGUGUACCGAUUAAGGAUGGUUCCGGACAAACCAUUUCCAUGGAACAAGCUGAUAGGACAGUAACACCGACAUCAAUUUAUCAGCAUGACGAUCCACAAUCAAAUAUUGACAGUAAUCAAAUAGACGUAUCUGAUUCAGAGGAGUCAGAAAUUCUUUCUUCAGAAUUUCUCCAGAAAUAUAUUCAAUAUGCUAAAAAUUGCACAGCACCUAGAUUGACUAGAGAGGCUGCGGAUUAUAUUUGUAACUCAUGGGUUGAGCUUCGUAAUGCUGAAACUAAUCGUGGAGAAUCAAAAACAUCACCAAUGACGCCGCGUGCUUUAGAUUCACUUUUUCGUCUUGCUACCGCACAUGCUAAAGCACGUCUUGCAAAGACGGUAAGAAAAGAUGACGCUGAAGCUGCUGAAGCGAUCAUUAAAUUUGCUCUAUUCAAAGAAGUCAAACCCAAGGAUAGAAAUAAAAGGCGCAGGACCGACAUGUCCAAUAAUGUAGAUUUAUCAUCAAAUGAAGCGGGGCCGUCAUAUACACCUACAUACAAUCUUAUGGAAACCGAUGAGCCGGUAAGAUCUGAUAGUGUUCUUGGAUUUGACUCCCUCGCAUUAAACGAAGAUGCCGAUGACGAUGGAAUAACACCAUCGAGGUUAAAAUUAUUCGAACAACAUCUUGAUCGUGUGACAUCUUCGCCAGAUUUUGAUGGCCAAAGAUUAUUUACUACUUUAAUCCAAGAUAUCAAUAACGAAUUGCCGGAAGAUCAACGAUUCACCACGGAAGAAGCUAAAGCAGCAUUAAAGAAGAUGGAGGAUUUAAAUAAGGUUAUGUAUAGUGAUCAAAAUGAAAUGUUGCCCUAUAGAAAUCCAUGC